Mangifera indica (mango) is the source of this 1844-nucleotide messenger RNA. Its product is annotated as nudix hydrolase 8-like. NCBI's taxonomy places the organism in Eukaryota, Viridiplantae, Streptophyta, Magnoliopsida, Sapindales, Anacardiaceae. Bases 519 to 1622 code for a protein of 367 amino acids. Gene Ontology annotation, molecular function: ADP-ribose diphosphatase activity; NAD binding; NADH pyrophosphatase activity. The transcript is spliced from 10 exons. The record is from RefSeq and is a predicted model, not a curated record.
GUAAACUGAAAAAAUGAUCUUAGAUUAAAGUAGUGAAGUGGAGCCUCAGGGAUCAAAAGCACUCUGUUCUCAGCGCGUUGGGGAUUAACUCCCGAUUUCAGUCGUCUACACAGACACCCACUCACAUCGCUCUCUGUCUGGUUGUGGUGGUCAUGCAAACCACCACUGUUAUUUUUUACUUUUGUUUUCUGGCAACCCACCAAACAGUUGUUGAUACCUCGCCUUAGGUCUGAGUGAAUCUGGAUAUUUUCUAUUCAUUCCUCCAUUGUAUGCCAAAGCCCUGCAACGUCCAUUUCACACCAGAUAUAUAUUAACCGAGUUAUCCAUUUCUUGAAUCUCGUUUAUUGGAUAAGAAGACAAGCUUAAGCCUGUAUUUUUGUGUUCGUUUUGUAGCAUUAUUAAACUCUUCUUACUUUGUCCUUUCAAACUCUAGUUUGUUCCGAAAUUCCAAUGACGAUGAAACCCAAGGUUUUUCUUGAAUAAAAGUGACGCCUUGUGGGGUUUAUUUGGUACCAAAAAUGGAGUUGAAACUAUUCGAUUUCAAGUCUGUUUCUGGGAUAACUCACAGUGGAAGACUGGACUCCAGCUACUUUUCAAGUUUCAGAUAUGGAGUUGGUGUUAGAUUUUCCUCCAAAUUGUGCUCUUGCAGAGGGGCUUUUCCGAGGGUUUUUGUUUCAAGUAUUUCGGAGAAUGCAUAUUUGACAAAGAAAGCUAUUGGUUCAAGUGACCCAGAAAAACUUAUAGGAGAAGAUUAUAUUUAUCGGAUUAACCGAGCAUAUGGCGCCAGUUCAAUUCUGUUUUCUGGGAACACAAGAGUACUUGAAGCUUUUGAUGAUGAAUAUGAAGGAGUUGUGGUCAAUCCAGAGGGGUUACCAACCAAUCCUGAUGCCUUCUCUUCUGUUCUUCGUUUCUCUCUUACCCACUGGAGAAGAAGGCAAAAGAAGGGAGUUUGGCUAAAGUUACCUCUGGAACGAUCAGAACUUGUUCCAAUUGCUGUAAAGGAAGGGUUUCAAUACCACCAUGCAGAGGCAGGAUAUGUGAUGUUAACCUACUGGAUUCCUGAGGGGCCUUGCAUGCUUCCUGCUAAUGCUACACAUCAAGUUGGGGUCGGGGGAUUCGUCAUCAACCACAACAAUGAGGUUCUUGUAGUACAAGAGAAAUACUGCUGGAAUCCAGCUUUCGCUAAUCUUUGGAAAUUACCAACUGGUUUCAUUUGUGAGUCUGAGGAGAUUUUCCAAGGAGUUGUGAGAGAAGUGAAGGAAGAAACCGGUAUUGAUACUGAGUUUGUUGAAGUUGUAGCCUUCCGGCAUGCCCAUCAUUUGGCUUUUGAGAAGUCAGAUUUGUUCUUCAUUUGCAUGCUAACUCCCCUAUCGGCUGAGAUCCAGGUCGAUGAUUUUGAAAUUCAGGCAGCCAAGUGGAUGCCAUUAGCGGAGUUUGUGGAGCAACCGCUCAUCCAAGAAGACUCCAUGUUCAAGAAAGUAAUUGACAUAAGCAUUGCGCGGCUGAAGAAGCGAUAUUGUGGACUGUUCCCUCAUCGACUGGUUUCAACAUUCGAUGGUCAGACAUCGUCCCUCUAUUAUAAUGACUUCAACACACAGGACCCAACCUGUGCAAGCAACUGAAGCCACUCAAGCAGUAAAUUGCUUCAUUUUUUAUUUUUCUCUAGUAAUCCAUCACUGAGAGGAAGUGCUACCAUUUUUUCUCCAUAAUUGAGCUGAUAUAUACAUACAUGGUAUAAAAUGGUAAAUACAAAUAAUCUUUUAUGUAAAUAUGUACGCUAAUACAGAGUAUGGUUGUGGUAUAUGAAUGAAUAUUGCAUGUUUCUUUCUUUUGCUACUCAUAAA